This is a messenger RNA of Dermatophagoides farinae (American house dust mite), 3845 nucleotides long. RefSeq names its product tubulin folding cofactor D (gene TBCD). Gene Ontology annotation, molecular function: GTPase activator activity; beta-tubulin binding. Gene Ontology annotation, biological process: adherens junction assembly; bicellular tight junction assembly; tubulin complex assembly. Gene Ontology annotation, cellular component: lateral plasma membrane. The record is from RefSeq and is a predicted model, not a curated record. Lineage: Eukaryota; Metazoa; Arthropoda; Arachnida; Sarcoptiformes; Pyroglyphidae.
UCCGUCAUCAUCAUCAUUCUUGAUUGGAAUGGAAUUGCAAACACACACAGAUUCGACUGAGUUGACAAGCAAAAAAGAAUCUUUAAUGGCACUAAUAAUUCUGUAUCAUAUUUGAUGAUUACAAAUCAUCUUACAUUUUAAACCAUAAAAAUUUUAACACAUGAUCACCAAAUCACCAAAUUAAAUGAUGAUGAUUGGUGUGAUUUACGAACAAAAUCCAUUUCGAACGUAAACAUCAUCGUAUAAAUUGGGCACUGGAAAUCUGAUAAUAUACUUACAUUGUGUUAUUAUUAUCGAUGCCGAUUUUUGUAGAAUACCGCGGUACCAUCUGUUGCAAUUAACUAAAAAAAAAUCACAUGUCAUUUUUUAUCAAUCAAAAAAAAAAAUCCCAUUGAAAAAUGUCACAUCUUUUAGAUCCAAGUUUAUUCUCAAUUAAAGACAAACAAUAUCUAAAAAAUGAUUUAAUAUUUAUCCUGAAAUUUGCCGAUGAUUUACUUAAGAAUGCAAAAAUCAUUUCCAUCGAUUCUGUGGAUGAUGGUGAUCAUAAUAAUACAGAUAAUAAAGAUAAUAUUCGACAAUGGCUAACAAAACAUGAAGCUCAUGAAGAAAAAAUUCAAAAAAUGUUCUACAAUGCUCAAGAAGAAUGGCGAUCAGUAUUGCCAAUUGUUCCAUAUUUGAUGGAACGAUAUCUGCAAACAUUACAAAUGAGCCAACCAAAAGAAACAAUUUUCGAUAUGACCAUGGAUAUUUUACGUUCCCUUUCUAUUUGUAUCAAUCCAAAACGAUUAGCACGAUAUUGGCCUACCGAUGUAAAAUGGCUUAUUCCCGUAAUCAAAUGGACUGAACUAUAUCUUGACGAUCAUUAUGAUCCUAGCGUUCAUUUCUCUACCGCUAAUGUUCUAAUCAUAUGGCUAGCUUCUGCAAUCAAAACUCCUUUUGAUCUAUCACGAUUCGAUCGAAAUCAAUCGGAUGAUGAGAAAACAAUUUUGAGAGUGGAGAAAAUUAUAUUGAAAAACUUUGAAAAUUAUUCACUUUUUUCAGUCUUACAUCUUCUAAUUGGCUCAUUCUAUGCUCGUCAUGAUUGCCAUAAUCGUUUGCCAGAUUUUAUCACCAAACUAUUAUCGACUAUUCGUUCAUCGGAUUCAACCUAUUCAAAACUAUGUGCACUCAGAAUAUUGGCUACGUUACUAAAAUCAGUGGAUCGUAAUCGAAUGCUAUCGCAUGUGGAUAAAAUCGUUGCAACAAUAGUCGAUUCAAUUGAUCAUGAUCAUGAACAAUUUGUUAAACUUGCAAUCAAAAUUUAUGGUCGUUCAAUAUUGGUUCAUUUGAAACCAUCCACUGAAUUUAAAUGGCGAUAUCGAUGUGGUACAAGAAUCAUACAAGAAUUGCAUAACUCUUCAAAGCAAUCAUCAAUCGAUGUGGAAAAUAUUAAUGAAGAAACAGAAGAUUUUGAUCAGGAUAUACCCGAUUAUUUCGAGAAUCUCAUUCAAUUAAUGCUCCAAAAUUUAGUUUAUAAAUCCACUCCGGUUCGAUUCUCAUCGGCCAAAUAUCUGUCUACGAUUAGUAGUCGAUUGCCUGCCGAAUAUUCCGAACAAAUUGUUCAACAUAUCCUACAAUAUUGUCAUUCCAAUUCUGAAGAUCAUUAUUGGCAUGGUUCAUGUAUGGCAUUAGCAGAAUUCGUAAGACGUGGUCUUGUAUCUAUUGAUUCAAUGAUGCCGGAUAUAAUUCGGAUAGUGGAUGAUGCUUUGUUCUAUGAACAAAUCAAAGGAUCAUUUGUUUCUGGUUCGAAUGUUCGUGAUGCAGCUUGUUACAUUUGUUGGUCAAUGGCACGAGCUUAUGAUGGCAAAUCGAUCGCCCAGUUUGUUGCUCAUCUUGCACCGAUCCUUUUAAAUGUAGUUUGCUUUGAUCGUCAAUUGAAUUGUCGUCGGGCUGCUUCAGCUGUUAUUCAAGAAUUGGCCGGUAGAACUCAACAAUUUCCUCAUUGGAUUGAUGUGAUACCAAGAACAGAAUUUCAUUCGCUCAGUCAAAUCGAACACACUUAUCUGAAUAUUGGCUUUCAUUUUGCCAUCACUUAUGAAGAAUUUCGUCCGACAAUUGUCGACAAUCUGCUGUCACAAAAAUGUAUUCAUUGGGAUCCUGCUAUUCGACGUUUAGCAUCAAAAACUGUAGCGAAAAUCGCUAAUCAUUGUCCAUUCUAUGGCCAAUCUUAUCAUGAUAAAUUCAUGCAACAGUUUGAACAAAUGAUUCAAAUCGACUUAAAUCAUCAACAUGGCCUAAUGUUGGCUGCCUCAUAUUUGUUAAACGCUGAUGAAUCACUUCAAAAGCAAUCUCAUGUAAUUGAACAAUUGUUGAACAAAUUUUCACAACAAUUUCAUACACUUCGUCAUUCUGGAUCAACAUUUGGCAACAAUUUAAUCCGAGAAUCUCUUUUGGUUUUUGUGGAAAAAGCUAUCCCAUUUUUAGUGGAAAAAGAUCUAUCUGAAAUUGAUCAAUUCCUAAUCGAUUCUAUUCAAAUGAUCGAUUCAAAUGAAUUGAUUCAAUCAGCUGCUGUGAAUGCUACCUGUAGCUUUAUGCAAAAUAUACCAAUUGAUCAUGGUUGUCGAUUUUUACAUACAUUGAUAUCAAUGGCUAAACCUAAUUGUGACCAUUUCACAAUGUCUACAUUGGCACAAUUUUUUGGCCGUCACAUGAGUUCAAGUGACAUUAAAUCACUUCCAGAUGUGAUCACAAUGGUCAAUGAAAUUAUUGUUGCACUGGUUAAAUUCCAAGAAUAUUGGUUCGAAAAUGAAAUUCGUCGUCCAGAAACAAUAGCUGAUAUUGCUCAAUGUUUAUUACACAUUACAUCUUAUCAUUAUGAUCGAUUGUUGCAGAACCAUAGUGACAAUUCACGUUUAGUUUACACAAUUCUAUUGAAAUGUUUUGAUGAUCAUACUAUAACGAAAAAAGGUGACACUGGUCUUAUCAUACGUCGAGCGUGUAUACAAUCCUGUCUGAAUUAUGUCCACUGCAUAGAUUCAGAUCAACUUUUGAAUUUGAUUCGAUUGAUUACAUCCGAAGCGGCAUCAAAUCGUGGAUUUACAUUCAGACUUUCAAUGCAAAAAUUGGUUACAAUUUUCCAUUUUAUUCGAAACGAUUCACGACAUCAUGAUCUAUGUCAAUCGCUGGGCCUUGAAUCGAAUCGAAUUUUAAAAUUAGAUAAUGAAAUUGAUUCUAUUGAAGAUUUACAACUUUUUCAAGAGUUGCUAAAUUUAUUUCAUUGUGAUAAACUUGUCAUUGAUUUGUGGCGUGGACUAGUAUUGAUCGUAGCCGAUCCAAAUCUUGAACGUCAUUGUAAAUGUAUUAUCGAUUACAUCAAAGAUUGUCGGAACGACAUUCGACAAAAAUUGCUUGAACAAUAUUUGAUAUUGGCUGAGGCGAAUGCACGUUGCUUACGUUUAUCGAUACCUUUGUUGAUCUCAAUGAACACCAUUCUUAUCCGACUUGAAACUUGUCGACAAUUUCAAGACAAUGCCGCCAAAUUUGCAUGGCGAGCUUCGGAAAAAACAUCGAAUCCAAGAAAAUAUUUUCUUGCAUGUGAUAUAUUCUGUACAUUAUUAGUGUUUGGCCGUAUAAAUUUGGUUCAAGGUUAUCUCUAUGUAUUGUUAGGACAUCGAUUAGCGGUGAAAAUUCGUUCAUAUACAGCCACACAAAUGUAUGCAGCAAUAUUAUCGUUGGAUAUUGAUGAGCCAGAAAAAUUGUCCGAAAUUGCUGAAAUUCUACAACAAACCGAUUGGCUUGAAUUAAAUGAAGCAAAACGUGAACGUGAUAAAAUACGAAAUCUAAUGAAAGAAUUACCUUCAUCGUGA